AUGGACAAAUUUAUUUUUUUUUCUUUUUUGCCCCUCUUUCUCUCUCCAAGUUGUUGUGGUGGGGAUGUCUCCUUUGUAGACGAGUUUGAGUGCUUCCUUUCUGUAGAAUCAUCCUUAUCAGAUCAUUGCUCUGCCCUUUUCCACUGCCAACUGGAAGUACUGAUUGGUGCGAGAGGCCUGUCCCCCUCUCUCUAUCUCGGCCUGUCCUAUCUCUCUCUCUAUCGGCCUGUCCCCCUCUCUAUAUCUCAACACCGGCCUGUCCCCCUCUCUAUCUCUCGGCCUGUCCCCCUCUCUAUCUCUCUCGGCCUGUCCCCCCCUCUCUAUCUCUCGGCCUGUCCCCUCUCUCUAUCUCUCGGCCUGUUCCCCCCCUCUCUCUAUCUCUCGGCCUGUCCCCCUCUCUCUAUCUCUCGGCCUGUCCCCCUCUCUCUAUCUCUCGCCUGUCCCCCUCUCUCUAUCUCAGCCUGUCCCCCUCUCUCUAUCUCUCGGCCUGUCCCCUCUCUCUAUCAAACCUGUCCCCCUCUCUCUAUCUCUCGGCCUGUCCCCUCUCUCUAUCUCUCGGCCUGUCCCCCUCUCUAUAAAUCAAUAGCCUGUCCCCCUCUCUAUCUCUCGGCCUGUCCCCCUCUCUCUAUCUCUCGGCCUGUCCCCCUCUCUCUAUCUCUCGCCUGUCCCCUCUCUCUAUCUCUCGGCCUGUCCCCCUCUCUCUAUCUCUCGGCCUGUCCCCCUCUCUAUCUGUCCCCCUCUCUCUAUCCUGUCCCCCCCUCUCUAUCUCUCGGCCUGUCCCCCCUCUCUCUAUCUCUCGGCCUGUCCCCCUCUCUCUAUCUCUGGCCUGUCCCCCUCUCUAUAUCUCAGCCUGUCCCCUCUCUCUAUCUCUCGGCCUGUCCCCCUCUCUCUAUCUCUCGGCCUGUCCCCCUCUCUCUAUCUCUCGGCCUGUCCCCCUCUCUCUAUCUCUCGGCCUGUCCCCCUCUCUCUAUCUCUCGGCCUGUCCCCUCUCUCUAUCUCGGCCUGUCCCCCUCUCUCUAUCUCUCGGCCUGUCCCCCUCUCUCUCUCUCUCGGCCUGUCCCCCUCUCUAUCUCUCGGCCUGUCCCCCUCUCUCUAUCUCUAAGCCUGUCCCCCCUCUCUAUCUCUCGGCCUGUCCCCCUCUCUCUAUCUUAG
Messenger RNA from Acanthosepion pharaonis, 1152 nucleotides. Lineage: Eukaryota; Metazoa; Mollusca; Cephalopoda; Sepiida; Sepiidae. The record is from the annotation of a GenBank genome assembly.